Messenger RNA from Eriocheir sinensis (Chinese mitten crab), 8961 nucleotides. RefSeq names its product kelch-like protein diablo (gene dbo). Lineage: Eukaryota; Metazoa; Arthropoda; Malacostraca; Decapoda; Varunidae. The record is from RefSeq and is a predicted model, not a curated record. The transcript is spliced from 13 exons. Gene Ontology annotation, molecular function: protein binding. Bases 212 to 2062 code for a protein of 616 amino acids.
CAACACUGACUUGUUUACAGAGACCACUGAGGAAGUAUGGCGGCGGCGGGCUGAGACUGAGUAACUUUGGCUAUUACGCGGCUUUCCAACCACCCAGAGGAGCUUGCCUGUACACCUGAUGAGGGAAUUAACACCCGGAUCUUUCUCUACCAAUAGCUCGUGUGUGGAAGCUGUUCCUCACAGCCUCACAACCUUGGUCAAGACUUGAGCCAUGUUGUACACAAAUAUGGAAGGUAUGACAGAAAACAUGAUAAACCUUCGAGUAGGACAGACGGGCGUCGGCCGCGUGACCGCCAGCGACGAUGGUGUGGUGGUGGCCGGGGAGACCUCCAUCGGGGGGCCACCUUCCCCCACGGGCCUGCGCUACACCUCCGACAAGCACCCCAAGCUGGCCCUGGCAAACAUCAACAUGCUGCAGAAGCGCCGGGAGCUGUGUGACGUGGUGCUCAUUGUGGGGGGCAGAAAAAUAUUUGCACACAGAGUGAUCCUGUCAGCAUGCAGCCCAUAUUUCCAUGCCAUGUUCACCUCGGAGCUGUUGGAAGCCCGGCAGACAGAGGUGCCCAUACGGGACAUUGAUGAGCAUGCUGUGGAUCUCCUUGUAAACUUCUGCUACACCUCGGAGAUCACCAUCGAGGAGUCCAAUGUGCAGACUCUCCUUCCUGCCGCUUGCUUGCUUCAGAUGUUGGAGAUCCAAGAAGUGUGUUGUGAGUUUCUGAAGCAGCAGCUGCACCCAUCCAACUGUUUGGGAAUCCGGGCUUUUGCAGACACCCACUCCUGCAGGGACCUUCUUCGCAUUGCUGACAAGUUCACGCAACACAACUUCCAGGAGGUGAUGGAGAGUGAGGAAUUCAUGGAGUUGCCAGUGAACCAGCUAAUGGACAUCAUCUCCAGCGACGAGCUCAACGUGAGGUCAGAGGAGCAGGUGUUCAGCGCUGUGAUGGCUUGGGUCAAGUACAACGUCACUGAGCGCCGCCCUUAUCUGGCCCAGGUUCUGGAGCAUGUGCGGCUGCCACUGCUGAGUCCCAAGUUUCUGGUGGGCACUGUGGGCUCUGACCUACUAAUAAAGAGCGAUGAGGCAUGCCGAGACCUUGUGGACGAGGCCAAGAACUACCUGCUGCUGCCCCAGGAGCGGCCACUCAUGCAGGGGCCUCGCACGCGCCCACGCAAGCCUAUCAAGACUGGGGAAGUCCUCUUUGCAGUGGGCGGGUGGUGCAGUGGGGAUGCCAUUGCCUCUGUGGAAAGGUUUGAUCCCACCACGUGUGAGUGGCGGAUGGUGGCGCCCAUGAGCAAGCGCAGGUGUGGGGUCGGCGUGGCAGUGCUGUCUGACCUCCUCUAUGCAGUGGGUGGCCAUGAUGGACAGUCCUACCUCAACAGUGUGGAGAGGUAUGACCCUCAGACGAAUCAGUGGCUGUGUGAGGUGGCGCCGACCAGCACUUGUCGCACCAGCGUGGGCGUGGCGGUACUGGAUGGCUACCUCUAUGCGGUGGGCGGCCAGGAUGGCGUCUCCUGCCUCAAUGUCGUUGAAAGGUAUGACCCCCAGAGCAACAGGUGGACUAAGGUGGCCUCCAUGAACACACGAAGGCUGGGUGUGGCGGUGGCGGUGCUGGGUGGCUUCCUGUAUGCUGUGGGUGGCUCAGAUGGCCAGAGCCCCCUCAACACAGUGGAGCGCUAUGACCCCAAGAUGAACAAGUGGGUCAUGAUGCCGGCCAUGAGCACUCGCCGCAAACACCUAGGCUGUGCGGUCUACAACAACAUGAUCUACGCUGUUGGGGGCCGCGAUGACUGCACUGAGCUGUCCAGUGCCGAACGUUAUAACCCACACACCAACCAGUGGAGCCCCAUUGUCGCCAUGACUUCACGGAGGAGUGGGGUGGGUCUGGCCGUGGUGAAUGGGAUGCUGUAUGCUGUGGGCGGCUUUGAUGGAACCACUUACUUAAAGACCAUUGAGGUGUACGACCCUGACCAGAACCAUUGGCGGUUGUGUGGCUCCAUGAACUACAGGAGGCUGGGCGGAGGGGUCGGAGUGGUUAAGCUGCCCCACAAUGAGGCACAUCUUUGGUGAUUAAACGAAGGGCUAGAAUUCUGGCUUGGGGUUACUGUCAGUGGGAAACUUGGAGUUGGUAACAGUGGACUCAUUUAAAUAUGUGCAAACAGAGAGAGAGAGAGAGAUAGAUGGAGAGGGAGUAGGCCAUGAUGGCUCAGGUAGCAGUACUUGGUGUGUGUGUGUGUGUGUGUGUGUGUGUGUGUGUUUGUGCAUGCGAGCCAAGUAGGAAAUGCUGAGCAACCAGUAAAUUACCUGACAUUAUGGACUUAAGUACAGUAAAAUUUCUACUAUCCGGCAACAGUAGGGGAUUCAGAGGUGCUGGAAAAGCAGAAAUAAUGGAUUAAACUGGCCAGAUUCUUGUUGAUUACCAAUUUUCUUGGAUCUUUUUAUUUUAUUUCUGAGUGGCCACAUUUUUGCCGGAUACUUUGGGUUUCCAGAUGCCUGGGGGCCGGAUAGUCAGGGUUUUAUUGUAUGACGACUUGUGUUGGUUUGUCUGUCUCUGCAGUCACACACUUCUUCGUCUUUCAGCAUGCAUGCCAGACACCAUUGUCUUGCUAAUGACUUUGUGUUGCUCAGAAGGUAGAUGAAGCUUUGACUUUGAGUGAAUUGAAGAGACAUGAUCAGUAAGUAUCCAAAAAAGUUAUGAAAUUCGAAAAGAAAUGACAGACUCCUAUUCUUACGCUAGAAUUCUGCCUAUUUGAAUAAUGUGAAAAAUAAUGAUUGAACUUCUGCAUUAUAAUCAGUAAUCAUUUGGCUAGACCAAAUGUUUAGUUGCGGUGAUGUGGUGGUGGUGGUGGUAGUUGAUGGGUGACAACAAAGAUCACAGGUGUCCCUCAUAUAUCGCAGGGUUGGGUAUCAUGAAUCUCCUAUAUAGUGGUUAUAUAAAAAAUUACACUUUUUGGGCAUCGUGGGAAAUUUCCGUGUAUCGCAGAAGUAGAAUGUGAAGGGUAGCUGCCUGGAGGCUUACCCAGGUUGUCCGUUGCGGGUGGAGUUGGUGGGUGAGCAAAGCGAUGGGUGUAUGCUCCCUGUUAAUUAGUGGUGGACAUGUGUUUUGAUUGGUGGUGACCUGUAGUCAUCUUCUGUUCUGAUUGGGUUGAUUUUAGCACCUCCCUGUGCUUUUGAUUGAUUGACUGACUAAGAAACAGACUCCUAAGCAUAAAGUUAGUAUGAAGGAAACCUGAGUGGGGAUCAGCAGAAACCAAUGCAAGACUCAAUGGGUCAACUGUACAUCAAGACUCAGGCAGGCUCAGGCUGUGCGCAGUUACAGGCACAUUAGAUUAAGAACUCAGUGUCAGGGACCCUGGCAACAUUCCUGACAUUCUUGAUACUUCAUAACCUUCCAAAAGGCUGACUUUAAAUGGCUGGUUCAGCAGUGAAGAAGCCGAUAACCACCUUGCCAAGUUCCUGACUCACCGGGGUGGACAGGAAUAACAUUCUUUCAAGCCUUGGAGCCCCAAUCCCCCUACCAGAGCAUGCAGUAUGGCAUGGUACGAUUCCUUUAUUGUAAUUUCUACCAGAGAAAAAAAAAGGUACUGUAACUGUACCAUACCUAUGAAUUGCCUUUGUACCAUAUUAGUAUGAUAAAAUAUUGUACUGUAAUUUCGUACUUGAUAUCACACCUCAGACUGAUGUCAGGGAGUCCCUUGGGAGGGCUGAGCUGAGGCCACACCAUCCUAACCACAAUGCCCAGUAACCAGGCACCUGAAGUCAGAGUUGAGGUCAGGACAGGGUGGAUUAAUUAAUUACUGUUGCUACCCUGCUGGGCUCCCCUCAGGUCUGGUUAGGGAGCCAAGACAGGUUCACACCCAGAGUCAAGCACCUGUGGCUUGGUACGAAAAGGUAUGAAAAAGAUAUAGAAAAAUCAUUUUACCUUUAAUUGUACUGUACUAUGAAAAAACUUUCAUACCAAAAUAUCCUAUCAUACUUUUACUGUCCAGACCAUAACACACUGUAAUUUUGUGCUGUAGUGUACUACUGUGCCCCCUACACAUCUCAAGGUCACAAAUACUCUGAUUUUAUAUGAUGCAAAUGUUCAUCUGUUCGUAUGUCACUACUGCCUCUAGAAGUGAGAAAAAAGGGGGAGGAAUGGGGAAGACACAAUAAGUUGGGGAGGUCUUUGAACCAAUUAGAAUAAAUCCCAUAAAGUCUUUUGUUUGGCUAUUGCAAUUUUUUAUAUGCUGGGAGUUUCAUGGUCCCAAUCAGGUGCAAUAUAUGAGGGAUAGGUGUAUAUUAAUAUUAGAUGUUAUGUUUAAGUUGCUGCACAUGGCCAUCCUGUUGGCUGCAUGUGCAAACCCUCUGUGAUUAUUUAUUUAGUUAAGCUAUGUUUAGAGGGACAUCACUCUUGAUGCCAUAAGAUGCCCCAUGUAUCAUAAGUGGCAUUUCCUCACACAGUUCAUUAGUAGGUAGAUCAAAAAUUGCUGAUUAGGAUUUUUCUUCUUUUGAAAGUUGUGUAUUUUUGUAAAAGUUUUCACUGUGCCUCCUUGCACCUGGAAGGCAUGUGUUAUUAUAGAGAGUACUUGGGAUAUUAUAUUUAUGGAUAAUUCAUUUAUGCCAUGACAAAGAAUUUGCAGUGUCAGAUGACUGAGAGUUAACUUAGGGGAUUUGACAAUACUGGUUUUACAGCAAAAGUCCUUUAAUCCAGUAUUCUGGGGGUCUAGGUUUCGGUAUGUUCAAUUUUUUCCUCAAUUUUUCUCCCUCACCCCAAAAAACUAAUAUUAAUCCUUGGGUAAAAAUUCCAAACCAUUGAGAUUUUUGAAGUAUUUGACGGCGGAUUUUCGGACUUUUACUGUUUAAGGUCUGUUGUAUUGUCUGUUCCUUGAUUCCAAAAAGUUCCAUGUUUGGGAUUGCUAUUGACUGCAGGUAAUUGUUCUUAAGCUGCAGCACGUGGCUCGGCCUUUCUAGUGUUGGGGUGAUGUGGCCUGAGUUGGUGCAGGGUAUGGUUGCCAAUUCCAACACACCAUUCCAAUCUGUACUAAUCUCAGGAAAGUAAAAGAAAAAAAAAAAAAAUGUAAAUUUGAUUGAGGCAUAAAAAUCAGGCAAACAGAUGUCUCCUGCCUCACUUGGAAAAGUAAUCGUGAAGUGAAAUGAUCCUAAUAAUGAACUUAGGGUUUAAUUAAGAAGGAAGUGUUCUUGGACAAGUAUGUUAAUCAUCAUCUUGUGUUUAACAUCAGAUUUUCCCAUAAUCUCUUAUGAGGUUGACAGUUGAUGAUCGUUGGUGUUCAUCUUUUGUUGGAGCUGUUCGAUUUCUGCACCUGAAGCCUCAUUUAUAAAAUUUGUUAACAAAGCUAUUGAGUUCAGGAAUCCCUCUGAUCAUGUGAUCCUUUAAAGAAAUUGUAUUUUCUUUUGAUCUAGAUAUGUAAAGAAAGUCAUCCACAGUUCUCAGGAGUACUCCAUUACCUUCUGUGAUCCAUUCUUGUUGAAACCUUGACAUCAUCUUGGAGUCAUAAAAAUGACACAGUUCUGAUGAGAGAGAACAACCUUGUGGCAGCCCGUUACCUUUUGUUUUCCCAAACCAGCCAGCCGGGCGUAGUGCUGUCUUGGUAGUAGACACAGGUUCAUACACUUGUAACUUGAAUAUGCCUUCAUGUAAGGUUUUAUUUUCUCAAACAUCCGCUGAUAGAAGUUGCUCUUGUAUUUGGGAAUCUUCAUUUCUUUCCUUUGCAAAUAGGAUUUCUGUAAUUCCUAGACAAAGUUUUGAUCACUCACAGAAGAGUGCAGGAACUUUUUAACCUAGAAGUUGCUCUCGUAUUUGGUAAUGUUAAUUUCUUUCCUCUGCAAAUAGGAUUUAAAAGAAUUUUUGAUAUCCUGAGGUUGCCAAUUCCUACAGUCUUUGUUUAUCUUUGUAUGUAGUGUGUUUUGCUUCCUUCCUCGGAUGCCUUUCCUGACAGGUAACCCCAGUUUUUUGAGGGCCUAGGUGGAUUGCCUACCAUGGCUACUGAAACCCACUUGCCUGGGUUUGUAGUUGACUUAUUACCAGCUUAGUCCAUGAAUGCUAACUCCGUCUAUAUGCACAUGUGGCACGCUUCCUGGAUGUCGAUCCUUGUCAUAGGGUCGUUUUUGUGUGAGACAACCCUGAGUGGAGGACACCAAGGGGAUGCCCACGUAACUCAUGAGUGGGGCAAGUUGAUCAAUCCAGCUGGGAGGGGCUUAGAAUGGAUUAGAUUGCUGCAUUUGGGCUUACUCAGGAGGACUGUCAGGGAUGGAGGUGGUGAGUGAGUGAAGUGAUGUGCCCCCGGGCGUAUGCUCCACGUUAGUAGUUAGUAUUUUUUUCAUGAAAUGAGUAUGGAUGGGAAUGAUGCAUAUGAACUGGCAAGCAUAUCCUAAGCUUUGUCUGUCUGUCGUCUUUGCAUUACCCUGAUAUUGUGUUUCGUAAAAUUGCAAUGUUAUCAACAAGUGUGUGUGUUCAUGAAGCUGUUGUGUUGCACUUGCCAGACUUCAUGAUGAGAGAAGCUUUUGGUCUCCAGCUGGAGUUUUAAGCCACAUGUAGCACUUGGGAUGGGACUGGUGGUGUCAACCAGUAAUGCAGGGAUGGGUGUUACCUUGCACUGGGUUAGGGCUGCUUUGCUAAUUCAUAUCCACCACUCCAAUUAGUAUUUGAUGAAGGAUAACUACUAAAGGAAAUUGAGUUUAUUUACAAAAUUGUUCUUACAUAUGAUUCAGCCACUUCACAUCUCCCUCCUGAAAAAAAAAGAAAGCUGAGAUGCACAAAAGAAUGGAAGUAUAUUCUAAUGAUCUAAAAUAAGAAAUGGACUUUGGCAGAUUACAUUAAGUAUAGAGCUGGUAAAAAUGGACAGCCAAGUAAGAAUGGCUACCUAGGAGUUGUAGAAGACUGGGUAGAUGGAGGAUAGGGUAGAGAGGUGGAAUUAAAACCUGUACUAAAGUCCAAUGAGUACAUUAACCCUUUCCAUCCGUGACGCAGACGUCGGCGUCACAGUAUGGAAAGGGUCAAGAGGAAGUGGAAGAGGAUUAAUCCUCUUCUAAACCUCUCAAUCCUCUUCUAAAUUUCUCUUAAUCCUCUUCCAUUUCCUUGUAAGAGGUUUAGAAGAGGAUUAAGAGGAAAUGGAAGAGGAUUAAGAGGUUUAGAAGAGGACUAACCCUUUCCAUACGGUGAGGCCGUCGGACGCCCGUUGGCAUCGCCGGAGUGAAGGGGUUAAAAUCAGACAGAUGGAGGACAUUGGGAAAGGCUGGUGGUCUGCAGUGGUCCAGUAGUGACUGAUACUGCUAAUGAUGAUAGAAAUGAACUUUACAAAUAUAAAGACUGCUUGCCAAUAUUUGAUUUGAGAAUAGUUCAUUUUUAUGCCUCGGCAGCUCAAUAUUUUCUGAGUAGUUUUUUUUCCCUGAUGUAAGUUUUAAUUGGAGUAGGGAGUACAAAUUAGGAAGCAAGCCCUACAUCCAUGAUGGCUGGAAGGCAGGCAACUUUGCAUUUUUGCCAAUCCUGAUUUCCCUUUUAACAGAAUUCAUGACUUGAGCACUUGUAAUCAUGAGCAUUCUUAUCUAAUGUUUUGUGAUACAGAAAUAUUUGUACGUGUAAGGUUUUCAAGCAGAAACAUUGGGCUUAAGAUUAUUCAAGAAUAAGAAAUGUUCCUGUUAUAUUCAGUUGUGUGUGUGCGUGUGUGUGUGUGUGUGUGUGUGUGUGUGUGUGUGUGUGUGGUUUUUGGGACUUUCUGGGCAUGCCAACAUGUCUCGGAGGACCUUUGCUAUGGUGCCACACCCUUAUACGCCUGUCUCAUGUCACUUCAAGUUUUGUAGUAUAUAUUCAUUAGUGUUAUUGUUCAGUCACCACUUGAUGUAAUAUAAUUCAUAAGAUGGCUAGUUUCAUAUCACCAAUCAUCAUUGUCAUCAUCAUCCCAUGUUUCCUACUGCCUCCUUUCCUUGAGAGAUGAGAUUAGGAGGCAUAGUUUGUGCAGUACAACGUCAGGAAGACGAGUUGGGGUAUAGCCAACUCCACCAUUGCCGUGGUUGAUGGUAACAGGCUUUCUGUGCAGAUGCCUUGCUAGAGAACAGUUUCAAAGAUUUCACCCUGAAUGUUGUUAACUUGCUGUCCUGCUCAAUAUAAGGAUUUAAGUCUGUAGGUCUAAACUAGAAUGUCUUCUAUAAGAUUGUAUAGUUUGCCCACGGAAGGAAAGGGUCUCAAAGAUAUGAUAACUGUCAUGCAUUUAUAUCACUGUUUCCUUCAUUGCUUCACGUAUUCUGUUAGAUUUCUUUUUUUUACUCUUUCCUGACUAAUAUCUGAGGCAGUUAGAUUAACAAUGGUGACAGAAACAACAUUGUAUUAGCCUUGGCGCUCUGCCUGGCCUGGGUUGGAUGCCGGCUGCCCCUUGCUGGCAUGACCCUCCCUCCACUCCAUGGGGUUUACAGAUCUGCACAACGUUGACACACCAUUUGCUUUAAGAAUCUCAUGCCAUGGUAUAUGGCCUGUACAUAGUACCUAAUUUUACCUCCUGUGAAUAAUUUCACCUGUAUGUGUUAGACGCCAGUAUGGGUAGCUGCUAGACCUCUGCUCUGGUGUGCUGUGCCAUCAGCCGCAUGGUGUACUGAACAUGUGAGUGGUGUGCAUUGUUCAUGUGUAUGAAUGUGUAGCGUCUCAAAUUACCAAAUACAAAAUACUGAACAUGACCAUAAUAUGUAGCUGUGUAUCCAUGACCUUGGUAAUGUAUGAAGUUGCACAAACUCCACAUGUCUCAUUCUGUGCAUGGCACCAUUCCUAAUUGUUGAGAAUGAAAAUGAUAGAAUACGAAGUUAAAAACAACAAAUUGUUGUACUAAUUAUACUCAGUGUCUGAAUGUUAAAUUUGGAAACUGCUUCACUAUCUUAUAGUCAACAAGGUGUGUUAUAUUCCUAUGUUGAGAGAGAAUAAAUCAUGACAAUUUUAUUCUAAGAGCAACUUUGUACCCGUCUCAAUUACAGUGAAACAGUAU